AUGAUUGUAGCUCGCUGGACUUUCGGAGCAAUCCUCGCUGCCACUGCGGCCUCCGCAUCGACGGACGAGCUACAGUUCUUUGCUCUUCUGCUCAAGCGUCAGGACCCUGGCUCUCCUUCUUACAACUGCCACGACAACUGUGGCCAAGCCAUCAUUCAGGGAAGAAGCAGCAAGGAUGUAUGCCAUGACGAUAUCUUCCUAGCCGACUACAAGGCCUGCUUGCAAUGCGCCGGACCCGACAACGAGGACAUUUGGCAGUACUACGGGAAUGCCCUAACGAAGAGCGCAAGUUCAUGCGGUCUAUCAACGUCGCCUCUCUCCGGCAAACAACCCGAUGUGGGGCCGGCGGUUCCCGCCGGGUCUUCCGGUGCGACAAGUGCAUCGGAGUCUCCUUCACCUACUACAUCCGCGACCGAGACCUCUGAGACUGAGACGCCGACUCCUACCGAGACUCCUACUGAGACACCUACCGAAGCUCCUACCGAAACUCCUACCGAAACUCCCACCGAGGCUCCCACUGAGGCUCCUACCGAAGCACCAACCACUACGGAGUCCUCGACAGAGACACCCACUGUUAGUUCCAGCACCCAGGAAAUAACCCCAACCGAGUCAACACCCGCUUCUUCUUAUUCUUCUUCCGGGCGCCACACUGUAACAGUCACGGAAUCUGCAUACGGAAAUGGAACAGCACCCACAUCAUCUGGAGGUUUCGUAGUUGGCAAUUCUGCCAAUUCCUUCUCCGGCAGCGCUGUUGGCUUCUACGGCGCGCUGGCGCUCGGUGCUCUGUAUGCCGUCGCGCAGUAGAUGUGGCCCUGCUAUGUAAGUCAUAGUGCGCUGUACACCUAUGUAUGUAAGAUAUAAUACAGUAACCAGAUACUCGCAC
Molecule: messenger RNA, 883 nt
Organism: Daldinia loculata
Lineage: Eukaryota; Fungi; Ascomycota; Sordariomycetes; Xylariales; Hypoxylaceae
Exons: 3
Coding region: 1-804 (267 amino acids)
Source: RefSeq, a predicted model, not a curated record